AUGUCACAAGGAUCUGUUCACAAUUCCUGGAAGCUGAAAAUGUCCCAGUUCUUCCAUGACCUGCACACUCACCAAACACGUCACCCAUUGAGCAUGUUUGGGAUGCUCUGGAUCGACGUGUACGACAGCGUGUUCCAGGUCCCUCCAAUAACCAUCAACUUCACACAGCCCUUGAAGAGGAAGACCAGUGACUACAGCGAGGUGGUAUCAGACUCCUUCCCCUCCGCCCCGGCAGAACCUCUCCCAGAGUUCCAGCUGGAACCCGAGGAUGGUUUCGUCGUGAAGAACCGUCCGGUGCAGCUCCGCUGUAGGGCCGCCCCCGCUACGCAGAUAUACUUCAAAUGUAAUGGAGAGUGGGUCAACCAGAACGAUCAUGUGACCAAAGAGAGCCUCGACCAGAUCACAGGCCUGGUGGUGAGGGAGGUGGAUAUCUCUGUAUCGAGGACCCAGGUGGAGGAACUGUUUGGUCUGGAGGACUACUGGUGUCAGUGUGUGGCCUGGAGCUCUGCAGGCACCACCAAGAGUAGCCGCGCGUAUGUCCACAUCGCAUACCUGCGUAAGGCCUUUGAGCAGGAGCCUCUGAGUCGAGAGGUGAGAUUGGAGCAGGAGGUGUUGUUGCAGUGUCGACCCCCUGAGGGCAUUCCUCCUGCUGAGGUUGACUGGUUAAAGAAUGAGGAAACCAUAGACCCAUCUCGGGACUCCAACUUCCUGAUGACCAUUGAUCAUGACCUCAUUAUUAAACAGGCCCGUCUCUCUGACACGGCCAACUACACCUGUGUGGCACGUAACCAUGUAGCCAGGAGACGCAGUAGUACCGCCACGCUUAUCGUCUAUGUGAGUGGGGGCUGGUCUUCGUGGACUGAGUGGUUGGAGUGUAGCGCCCGCUGUGGGCGGGGCUGGCAGAGACGGAUACGCAGCUGCACCAAUCCCGCUCCUCUAAACGGGGGAGCCUUCUGUGAGGGUCCGCCUUUUCAGAGAGUUACAUGCACCACUCUAUGUCCAGUGGACGGAGGCUGGACAGAGUGGGCCAAGUGGUCAGUGUGCGGGACAGAAUGUACCCAUUGGACAAGCAGGGAGUGUCAUGCCCCCCCGCCCCGAAACGGAGGACUCCACUGUAGUGGGAGCAUGAUGGAGAGCAAGAACUGCACCGACGGACUCUGUACACGCAGUGAGUCAUGA
This is a messenger RNA of Oncorhynchus masou masou (cherry salmon), 1179 nucleotides long. RefSeq names its product netrin receptor UNC5B-a-like. Bases 1 to 1179 code for a protein of 392 amino acids. Lineage: Eukaryota; Metazoa; Chordata; Actinopteri; Salmoniformes; Salmonidae. The record is from RefSeq and is a predicted model, not a curated record. The transcript has 7 exons.